CAGUCCUCCACCCACCCACCUUGUUUUCGGUCGAUGACAGCGAUCCUCCACCACACAGGACGCCCCCCAACCUUCCAUCUCACUCCAUCUUCCUCUUUACUUUCCGUCCAUCUAUUGGUUUUCUCCUCCCUCAUCGUCACUGCCUUCCCAAUAUGGGUUCUGAUCUUUCCCCCGACGUCCUCAAUUCUACCAAGCCCCUCCCUUUACCUGCUCAAGAAGAUGACCCUCCUUCCGCGGCUCUCCUCUCCUUCAACACCGAUUCUUCUUCUCCCUCCGACUUCAAUUCUCGCAAACCCUCCUAUUCCAUCAUCUUCAUCUCCCUCACCCUCAUCUCCUGCAUCGCUUUCUCCGCCGCCGCCGCCUUCGCCUUCCUUUUCUUCUCCGCUGCUUCCUCCUCCUCAACCCCCACCAACCACUCCACUUCCUCCUUCUCUGCGCCGAAAGCUCGUCCUCUCCAGAAGCUCAAUCACUCCGUCGUUCUCUUGAUCUCUUCCGAUGGUUUUCGAUUCGGCUACCAAUUCAAGACUUCCACGCCCAAUAUUCACCGUCUAAUUGCCAACGGAACCGAAGCCGAUGCCGGUUUGAUCCCUGUUUUUCCCUCUCUCACUUUCCCCAAUCAUUACUCUAUCGUGACGGGUCUCUACCCUGCCUAUCAUGGCAUCAUCAACAACUUUUUUUUGGAUCCUCAAACUGGUGAAGCUUUCACGAUGGCUAGCCACGAACCCAAGUGGUGGCUGGGCGAGCCCUUGUGGGAGACCGUGGUCAACAACGGAUUAAAAGCCGCGACAUAUUUCUGGCCUGGCUCUGAGGUAAAUAAAGGUUCUUGGACUUGCCCUGUCGAGUAUUGUAGGAACUACAAUGGUUCUGUUCCGUUUGAGGAAAGAGUGGAUGCCGUAUUGAAGUAUUUUGAUUUGCCUGGCGCUGAUAUUCCUUCAUUUAUGACACUUUAUUUUGAGGAUCCCGAUCAUCAGGGUCACAAGGUUGGUCCCGAUGAUCCAGAGAUCACUGAAGCGGUUGCUGGGAUUGAUAGGAUGAUCGGGAGGUUAAUUAGAGGGUUGGAACAAAGGGGAAUUUUUGAAGAUGUUAAUAUUAUUAUGGUGGGUGAUCAUGGGAUGGUUGGUACAUGUGACAAGAAGCUAAUUGUCUUAGAUGAUUUGGCUCCCUGGAUUGAGAUUCCAGCUAGUUGGGUCCAGUCAUACACUCCAUUGCUUGCAAUUCGCCCACCUCCUGGUAUUGACCCGUCAAAUGUUGUCUCUAAGAUUAAUGAAGGGUUGAAAUCCGGGAAAGUGGAAAAUGGGAAAUAUUUAAGUGCGUAUCUCAAGGAGGAUCUGCCUGGCCGGCUUCAUUAUGCUGCGAGUGAUAGGAUUCCGCCAAUAGUUGGCUUGAUUGAAGAAGCCUUCAAGGUAGAGCAAAAAAGAACAAACCGCAAAGAGUGUGGCGGUUCGCAUGGUUACGAUAACUCAAUUUUCUCAAUGAGGAGCAUUUUUAUUGGACACGGUCCUCAAUUUGCAAGAGGGAGGAAAAUCCCAUCGUUUGAGAAUGUUGAGAUUUAUAAUUUGAUCACUUCUAUUCUCAAGAUUAGGGGCGCGCCAACUAAUGGUUCUGCCUCAUUUGCCGAGUCAGUUCUUUUGCCUGGGGCAUAAACAUGUACUAGUUGGCAAAAUAGCUGAUUGGGAACUAAGCUGCAUGAUGACGUGUUCUCUUGGAUGGAUGGAUGCUCAGAUGUCAGAAUUAUGAACAUGAUGAGGUGUUUUCAAUUCAUGUUUUCAAGGGAAUAGGCAUCAUAUACCUAGGCUAGGGAUCCCUGAGAGAGUCUUACAUGUAGAGUUACUCGUAAUUUCUUCCAUCAAUUAGGUUAGAAUUGCAUUAAUGCUGAAAUGCUCAAGUAGUGGCCAAGCUUAGCUUCAACGCUUCUGAGCACGCAAGUAAUAUACUCUCCCAGAAUUUUGAUUUUAUUGGGAUAGAGUGAGGCCACCAUUUGGAUGUCAAACCCUCUCAUGCUCCAUCGUAUGAUCUUCUGUCAAAGCCCUUGUUAAUUGCAGAUUAUGUUUUUGCC
This is a messenger RNA of Prosopis cineraria, 2056 nucleotides long. RefSeq lists its product as uncharacterized. Lineage: Eukaryota; Viridiplantae; Streptophyta; Magnoliopsida; Fabales; Fabaceae. The record is from RefSeq and is a predicted model, not a curated record. The coding region runs from base 153 to 1643 and encodes 496 amino acids. Gene Ontology annotation, cellular component: vacuole. The transcript has a single exon.